CUGCAGCAGAUUAUAGCUCUCCUUCUUCUUCUUCUUCAAUGCUUCAUAAGAAAACUCCAUCAGUCUGGUAACAAACGUGGGGUUUCAGGAAUAUAGCCUUGAUAAAGACUGGCAGCCAUGCUGACCAGCUUUAUAGAAGGUCUCCUCUGCUGCCUCACCUCCAAGUCGGUCAACGCCGUGGUUCCCGUGGAAAGCUCCGAGUCUGCAGAUGGCUACGAGUUCGUGGAGGUGAAACCGGGCCGGGUCCUGCGGGUUCGGCACAUCAUCCCGGACCGGGCGCUGGUGGAGGAGCCGUCCCAGGGCGGGAGCGUGAGCUGCAAGAGGAAGAUCACGGUGUACCGUAACGGACAGCUCUUCAUCGAGAACCUGGGCGAGAGGGCGAGUGCAGAGCUCAAGACCUGUCAGAACGGAGACACCGAGCCCAACAGCACCGUCGAGGUCGAGCUGACGGACUCCCGCAACUCCUCGCCCCCCGUGAGCGUCCCGGGAAACAACGGGGCGUCUGAGAAAGGAGGCGCCGGCGAGGCCCCUGCUGCGGGCCUGGCGGACCCGUCCCAGCAGCCCCGGCGGCGCCGGCGGAAGCCCAAGCGCUCGGUGGUGAUCGACUGCGAGAGGAAGAUCUCCGGCUGCAAGGGCACGCAUGCAGACGUGGCCCUGUUCUUCAUCCACGGGGUGGGCGGCUCCCUGGACAUCUGGGGGAGCCAGCUGGACUUCUUCUCACGGCUGGGCUACGAGGUCAUCGCCCCUGACCUGGCGGGCCACGGCGCCAGCUCCGCCCCGCAGAUCGCUGCUGCCUACACCUUCUACGCCCUGGCGGAGGACAUGAGGCUCAUCUUCAAGAGAUACGCACGGAGGAGGAACAUCCUCGUGGGACAUUCCUACGGUGUGUCGUUCUGCACCUUCCUGGCCCACGAGUUUCCAGACCAGAUUCACAAGAUGGUGAUGAUCAACGGCGGGGGUCCCACGGCUCUGGAGCCCAGUCUCCUGUCCAUCUUCAACCUCCCCACCUGCGUGCUCCACUGCCUGUCGCCACUGCUGGCCUGGAGCUUUCUCAAGGCCGGCUUCGCUCGGCAGGGAGCCAAGGAGAAGCAGUUGCUGAAAGAGAACAAUGCCUUCAAUGUGUCACCCUUCGUGUUGCGCGCCAUGAUGAGCGGGCAGUACUGGCCUGAGGGGGACGAGGUUUACCACGCCGAGCUCACGGUCCCCAUCCUGCUGGUUCACGGCAUGCACGACAAGUUCGUCCCCGUGGAAGAGGACCAGCGCAUGGCAGAGAUCCUCCUGAUGGCCUUCCUGAAGGUUUUGGAGGACGGCAGUCACAUGGUCAUGAUGGAGUGUCCGGAUAUUGUCAACACACUCUUGCAUGAGUUCUUCCUGUGGGAACCAGUAACCCCUCCACCACCAAAGAAAGAGUCGAAAGCCCGUCCAGAGACCGCCAAAGCUCAAACCGAGGACAGCCGGGCCGUAUCUGAGACGGCCAAGGUUCGACCUGCAACUGCCAGGCAAACCUGAUCAAACUGAGGAGGAGCCAGAAAAUAAAACGAGCAAAUGUUAAAAACUGAUUCAGACUACAACUGAAACAGUGGCUGUUACACUACAUCCUGUCUGGGCUCGCGCUUCCUGAUGAAAGAGGCCGGGUUGAGCCGUAAAUCCACAGAGAGUUGGAUCCGUGGAUGCUCAGCGUCGGUUUCUGUACAUGAGCCACAGAGCCGAAGGAAAGGGAUUUCUGUCUAGCAAGAGUAAGAUGGUUCGUUCUCAAGCUUGUGGUCAAUGGAUGAUCUGGUUGUGCCUUGGAUGGGUUUUUGUUAAAAACAAGAAACGGCAUCUCACAGACGAAGAGGCGAUGGUUAGCAUCACUAGUAGCCCCGAGGAAGAAGUGAGAAACUGGGGUAAAUCUGACUAUAAGGUCCAACAUUUGGAGUCUACUCUCAUGGAAAGUGGCGGGGUGGUAACUGACACAUCCCCACAUAGCACUUGUAGUACUUCAUGUGGGCCGGCCGGAGCUGGGAGAGGCCUGGACGUUUCCCACAUCCCUGCACGCUGUGCAGAGCGUGGAUGAAUGCAUGUAAGCUGGAGUGUGUUUUCUACUGUUCGCACCUCGUGUGAAGGUGUUUUUCUAAAAGGACUUUUUUAGAUACCGUAUCUUUUAAUGACGACAGCAGCGACAACAGUUGGAAGGUUUUUUUAUUCAAAAUUAAAUGUAACUUUGACCAAUUCAUGACUUGUGCACAGUGUGUCAGAAUCGUACAAAAUAAGAGGUUUUAACGCUGUUGCAUGCUUAAAUUAUAGGCUUCAGGUAUAGCGGCUUGUUUUAUUGAACAGAAAUGCAUAAAAACAAGUUAAAUGGUCCAUUUUGAUAUGACUUGUUAAGCUGGAAAGGCAGAAAUAAUAAUGAUAAAUGAAGUCUGAUCAGAACAGAGUGAAAGUAAAGCUGCUGCUUGCAGGAAGUCCUUCAGUGGAGCGUGUGCAGCUAAAUCAGCUGAAGGCUCAGCACUGAAGCACAACGUUAUCUGAAGAUCACAAAUCACACAAAGAUGCUGAAACUUUAAAAACUACGAGAAGUAAAACAGCUAACGUGGUGCACGUAUCUAAGCCAAACUAAGAGUACCAAGUAUUUGAUUAAUUUGUUUGUGCGACGCUUUCCGACGAGACGCUAAGGACGUUUUACCUGCUUUACAUCCAUCAACCCCCCCAGAAUACAGCAAAGAAAGAAAAUCCAAAAUAAGAUUUAACUUUUUAUUUGGCUACAUUUUCAUCCAUUGGACAAAUUUCAGAACACUUAUGAUACAAAAAUAGCCUUAAUGUAACUAUAACUAACUGUGAACAUUUCUUGAUGACAUCCGUUUGUUUUCCUGCAGACGUGCACGUUUUUGUUUCCAUUGAAAAAUGUGUGAAAUUUUGUGCUUGAAGCUAUUUUUACCUCUGAGUUGUUUUUUUUUUUUUUUUUUUUUUUUCCAAAUUAUAUAAAAUUAGGACUUUCCUCUUCAGCAUCACUUACAUGUAUAUUAGAGGAUACUUUACGUUUGUAUUUACAAGUUUUGGAAGCAGUCGUCCCAAUCCAAGUAACCCUCUGGAUAGGAUAUAUUGUAAAAUCUGUCCUUCUUUAAAAUCAUAGUCAGCCCUUGAAAACCUCACAAUGAAACAUGACUAUUUUCGGUGCGCAAUUGCGAAAUUUGCAAUUAAAAAACCCCCACUGUGUUGUCACAUGACCUCCCCUCUAAGCAAAGUACUAUCUAGUAUUUCCACCUGAAGCUCUGAAACUACAAAGCCAACAGUGCAGCAUAGAAAGUUCAUCAUUCCUAUAGUUUAUUGUGAACGUCUGUACAGUAGCUCCAUGGAGCCGCUUUAGCAGGAUAAAUAACACGCUGGGACUGUUUUUGUUUGUUGUUUUGAGUUUUUCCUCCUGACAGCUCCGAUUACAUGUGUAUAUCUUUGCAUUCUUGUUGGUCGUACACUUGUUCAGGUCUCUGUAUCAUUCUCAGUCCUCAUAGGUUGUUUAUUUUUUCACAAAGAAGUUAAAUGUGUGCAGCUGAACGUGUAGGCGAUCACAUGUUUCCCUCACUUAGUAUUUCAUAUUUUUGUACAUAGAGGACACUUUUUAUACUCGGUUAUUUAGAGUCUUUGGCACAGAACCGGUUGUUUUCAGCUUUGUUCAGAAAAGUGCAGCUGACUCUAUAAAUGUCCAAAACUCGUGUGUCUUAUGUUUUGUAACUGUUUGCCUUUGACAGUGACUGCUGAUUUCAGAAGAAUUACUUUGUCAAAAUAACUGCCUACUUCUUUUUCUACAUUUUUAGAAAUUCAUUUUUAUUCAUUAGCCAAAGUAGAAAAACAAUGAAUUUGAGUUUUUUUGUCGUCUCUUUGACAAUCAUAUACAUGCACUCACACAAACACUUGGUAGUCGUACGUAUGUUUAAAACAAAUCCAGCCUCAUAAAGGUGAAAUUAUUAUAAUAAAAUAAAGUUCUUUGCAUAAAUUAAAUUAUUUUGUAAUUAUAUUUUAAUCAAAAGGCAUUACAUGAUCAAUUUUGAACUUAAAAGCUCAUUUAGAUCUAUCAGAUAUAUAUAAAAGUAACUUUGGCAAGUGUGUACAGUAUUUAGGAAAAAAAACAACAUCAUAUGAACUUAAUCAAAUGCAACACCAACUUAGAUUAAGUUACAAAAUAACUUAUCUAUUUUAUAUUGAAAACUUUUAGAUGUCUGUCACUAUACAAUGGAUCCAAGGCCGUUAGUUUGACUACAGCAGUUCUGGUAAAAUUUUACUAAAAAGGAAUGCAAGCUGCCUCCUUUCACAUUUAUUUCAAAAGAAUAUUCAUAACUUAAAGGCAUGAAAUCAUAUUUUUGCAGCGUGUUAUCAAUGUGUGAUCAAAUUCCUUGAGAUAUGUCCACCAAACUCACACCAUGUUAAAAUGUUUGUCUUUACAUUCAUAAGGUAAAUCAAAAAAUAAAAUAAAAAGCAUUUCAAAGAAGCAUUUAUUACCACAAAUAAAAGGCCCUCCCCAGGCUCAGACCUCCAGAGUGACAGUGGGGCCGUUGCUGUCCUGGUCAGGUGUCAUGGACUCUUUUGUUUCCUUCUCGCCUCCGUCCCCCCCGGCAGCCUUGUUCUCUGGCGCCGCCUGCUGGUCGCUGCUGGUAGUGCUGGCUGGCUGCUCGGAUUCCUCCUCCGCUGCUGCAGCUGCAGCUCCGGUUUCACUCACUAUCUGAACGGAGUCGGCUGCUGCGACCUGCACUGGUUUCACUUCCCCGUUCUGCACUGGGAAAGUGCUCUCCAGAGCGUUGUACAAGAACUGGUACUGCUCCUUUUAGAGA
Messenger RNA from Cololabis saira (Pacific saury), 4802 nucleotides. RefSeq names its product abhydrolase domain containing 8b (gene abhd8b). The record is from RefSeq and is a predicted model, not a curated record. The transcript has 5 exons. Lineage: Eukaryota; Metazoa; Chordata; Actinopteri; Beloniformes; Belonidae. Gene Ontology annotation, molecular function: catalytic activity. The coding region runs from base 118 to 1509 and encodes 463 amino acids.